UUGUUUUCGAUAGAAAGUGGCCGAGGAGUUCCGAAUGCGACCACUAGUGUGCAUGCGUAAUGAAAAAAACCCAUGAAGUUUGUGUUAUGUUUAUAUGUUUGCAAUAUAGUUUUAUAGUUAAGAAUAACCUCAUCACAACACAGUACACAAUAAAAUUUAAAUAUUCAUAGCUCCGCCCAAGCUUCAUGUAUAUAUACUGGGCGAGGAAUGUUGGAUAGCCUCAAAGACUGUGAAGCGACUGUUUAUAUGGUACACAGACUAGCACCGACCUAAUAAAAUGUCGGUGAAAUUUUAUGUCAAGUCCGUAGUGUCAACACUCAUUGCAUUUUUCCUGGCAUGCUUGAUAAGCUUGGCAGUACUUGUGCAGUUUAUAAUAGGACCUAUUCAAUUUAUAAAACUGAAUGUGUUGAAGUUGAAAAAACGGAAUGUGAUGCCACCCUGCUUGAAUGAUCCAAGUCUUGGAAACCACGACUUUGUCCACCUGGAGGAUGUUCGGCUCCACUAUGUUGCUAGCGGCGAUGAGGGGAAGCCUUUGAUGUUGUUCCUGCAUGGUUUUCCCGAGUUUUGGUACUCGUGGAGGUUCCAGAUCAGAGAAUUCAGAAAGGAUUACAGAGUGGUAGCUGUGGAUAUGAGGGGAUAUGGAGAUUCGGACAAGCCAAAAGGGAAAGAAAAUUAUACAGUCCAGAAGCUUUGUGGAGAUAUAAAGCAGCUUAUUCCAGCAUUAGGAUACAAGAAGUGUUUUCUGGUGGGCCAUGACUGGGGCGGGACUGUGGCGUGGAAUUUCGCGUCAAACAACCCAGAGCUGGUGGAGAAACUGGUGGUUUGCAACUGUCCCCACCCAGCCACCUUUGCUAAGUACAUGGGAUCACACUUCUCACAGUUAAUGAAGUCAUGGUACAUGUUGUUUUUCCAAAUCCCGAUGUUACCCGAGUUUCUCAUUGGGAUGAAUGAUUGUGCGUCUUUUGAUGGACUAGGAGAGUGGGUGCCCAACAAUAAACCAACACCAGAUGAUAUUGAGGCUUAUAAGUACACAUUUUCCACAAGAGAGUCGAGAACUUGUCCGGUCAACUACUACCGUGCAGCGUUCAACAGUGAGAAUCGCUGCAAAAACAUCAUUGUACCAACGCUCAUUGUAUGGGGUGACCCUGAUAAGGCUUUCAAUACAGAGAUGGCAGAGUUGUGCAGGGAAAACGUUGAAGAUCUGAAGGUCAAGGUCAUAGCAAACAGCAGCCAUUAUGUAAUUUCAGAUAGGCCUAUAGAGACUAACGCAGCUAUAAGACAAUUCAUUGAGAACUAAAAUUUGAUUGUUUGUUUUGGCAGAAUAUGUAUUGGUCCCGUAUUCACUAGCGUCCUGAGUCUGAAUUUAAUACUUAGACCCACAAAACCUAAAAUUUAAUUGUGUUGUAUAAACUCUAUUUAGCAAAGAUGAUAGAAAAUGAUGUUCAUUUUUGUGAAAAUAUGAAGUGCUAUUGUUAUGAAAGGGACUCAUUCGCGUUUUAUAAGGUCGGGCGUGUAAAAAAAAUCCGUGUUUCCAUGAUAAAACAUCAUCAAGCGUUCACAUCGGAACUCUUAACUCAUAAUAAUUUCUUUAAAAUGUGACAGAAGUAUCUGCCAAAAAGCGUCUGUAAUACUAUUGAAAAUGUAAUCAUUUCAUGCCUGGAUUUACAAUAUUUUAUUAAGAAUCUGCCUGUAACUGUUUGUUUAUUGUUCAUAUUAAAAUACAAAAACAUAAUUCAGUUUUAACAAGUCUUUUCACUAAUGUUUAAGAAAAGUAUUGCCAUUUUAAAAUAUGUGAGUGAGUCCCUUGAUAAAGGUUGCGUGUCAAGAUUAGCCCUUGUCCGUUGUUCCUUUCAUAAAUGCUAUUGCACGCUGCUUCCCUACACUCAUGAAACUUAAUAGAAUGUGUAAAGGUUCAGUAUAGGAAGGUAGGCGACCUGUGGUUUGCUUGAUAUAUGUUGAAGUUUGACAAAAAUGAUGACCCUGGAGUUUUUUAAAAUUAGGCAGGUGUAACAUAAAAUAAUUUGACCUAAGCUAAUAAAAUGUUGAAGCGUAUUGUACAGCAUUAGAAAAUCUUCACUUUGGCAUUAACAUUUAACAUGAAUUUUAUCUUAAGUGUACUUUUGGCAAAAAUGUCAAAUUGGUAACAUCCCAAUACUAUACUAUUGGCACAUUUCUUUGCACUAUGCUGUUUGUGGAGUUUUGUUCUGUUCUUCCAUGUUUCUUGUUUGUGAUUUUUUUUGUUUUUAUGUUCUAUGUCUUUUGCGUUUACCCAGUGCAAUUAAACCGGGUUUAUGUUUUAAACUUUUUGUUACUGAGCUUGUUUCUGUAAGUGUUCGCAAAGAGUUUGCAGUGCUUUAUUUUAUUUCCUAUUUUUUUCACUAACACUUAGUGAUGUGAUUUGUUACACAAAUUGAAGACAAAAUAAAACUACAUAUAUGUGCUAUAAUUGUCUGUAACAAUAUUGUCUUUGUUAUUUGAAUACAUGUAGAUAAAUGAACACCUAUUGUGCUUAAGUGUUAUUUAGAUUUUUUAUGGUUUUGAAGAUGCUUAGAUUUUAUUUGACUUGAAUCUCCACUUUAUUUAGAUGAUGUAACCAUAUUUACAACUUAUUGUUAUGAUUUCAGUGUUUACAUGCUAGAGAUAGUUUAGUUUGAUUUUUUUAUUUCAUAACCAUUUUGAAAUUCCAUGACCAUUUUGUAACAAGUUAUUACUAUAUUUUAUCAAUAACUUGUGUUGGCACGUCGUUAUACGAUAGUGUGUUGUGGGGGAAUCGGGAGUAAUCUGAAGAAACCAACUUGUCGGGCUAUAAAUCAAACUCACAUUCGCCUAGGUUGGGAAAUUAACCUGGAUCGCCUAGAUUAGAAGUGAGUGCUAACCGGACAACCAACAUGGUAGUGUUAACUACAGCAAAAAAGAUAAUGUUUGACCUUGUUAUGUAGACAAUUAUUACAGUUUCAGGCAAUCUGUGCAUGUUUUAUCAAUGGUAUUGCAUUUCUAGUUCUGAUUUAGUGUAAGGGUAUAUCAAAUCUGAAUUAAGAUUUUACCAAGAGUACCAUUAAGGCCGAAAUCUCUCAUCUAUCCUCAAACCACUGUGUUUGAUAGUGUAAGACUUUUAAUGGCAAUACCAUGACAUUUAUUUAUGAAGUGCCUCAAACCUUAGAUGCUGACCAUCAUAUUUUUUUAAUGAUGUUUGGAAAAUUAGAUCAUCAUUUAUUUAAUUGCAUUAUAUAACGUUGUGUGUUGUCAGUAUUUUGAAUAUGGCUUGGAAUGGCUCUUCCAUUGGCUUGUUUCACAAGUGAGCGAUACAGUGCUGCCUGGACCUUCUUAUUCAUAUAAAAAAAACUUUAAAUAUUCGUAUAACCAUACAUACCAUUAAUAUUGGCUUUGUUAUUCACGCAUUUUGUGCACAAUAAUGGACCAAUACAUCACAACAAAAGCAUUUGUUGGUAAAAAAAUAUGUUUCCUUUUCAGGUUAAUACUUUGAAUUUGUGAGUUGGAAUUCAUGUUUAUAUAGUCGUCAGACUACAUGGUUACGAUAUUUUUGCUUAGCUUUUUAGAAUAAGGAUUUUUAUAAAUUUAAUAUCAUUCCGGUCAUUUUAAGCUAACCUAACCAUCAUUAAUACAAUAAAAAUGCAACGGGUCAAGUUUUAUUUUAAAGUCACAAACAGUCAAGUUUGAAUAUUUUCAAAGUUUUCAUAGCUAUUUUGAAUUAUGGGGUUAUAUUUUUUUAUAGAAUGGCUUUAUAAUCAUAGUAUGUUUUUGUUUUAUUACCUCCCUAUAAUAUAUCAUAUCAUAACAGUAGUGUCAUAAUACUAUUAUUCAAAAAUGUAAUCCAUGCAAAAUUAAUAUAAUGGUUAAUCAAGAUAAAUUUAACUUAGAACAAUUCUAUGCAUCCUAAUGGUGGAUGGCUUACCUUAAACCCACACUGUAAAACAAAAUGAACCUUCCCAUUGGUUAGUUAGUUUAUUUUACAUUUUAAUACAAAGGUUUAAUGCUAAUGAAAAACCGUUAGUGCAUAAUAAAUCUGUUCAAUUUAUGUAUAUAUUGUAAUAAAACACUUUACAUUUUCGGAAAUAAAGUUACCCAACAGUG
Molecule: messenger RNA, 4092 nt
Organism: Mya arenaria
Lineage: Eukaryota; Metazoa; Mollusca; Bivalvia; Myida; Myidae
Product: epoxide hydrolase 4-like
Exons: 6
Coding region: 278-1297 (339 amino acids)
Molecular function (GO): hydrolase activity
Source: RefSeq, a predicted model, not a curated record